Messenger RNA from Cydia pomonella (codling moth), 723 nucleotides. RefSeq names its product hepatoma-derived growth factor-related protein 2-like. Bases 1 to 723 code for a protein of 240 amino acids. The transcript is spliced from 4 exons. The record is from RefSeq and is a predicted model, not a curated record. Lineage: Eukaryota; Metazoa; Arthropoda; Insecta; Lepidoptera; Tortricidae.
AUGAUAACAAGAUCGCGUACGAAAGCGGCACAACAAAGCGCACGACCACCACCCCCGCCCGCGUCGUCCAGCUCCUCGCAUUCGUCGUCAGGCGACGAAUACGCUACUGCGCCUGACGCGAACAGCAGCGAGUCGAGCAGUGACGAGCGCGGGCCGUCGCCCUCGCCACCACCACCACCAGCGCGACGAGGAAGGCGACCGCUGCCGGCUCUUGAACCCACCAUCAUCGUGUCGGAGCAGCGAUUAUCGGAUCAGGUGCGCGUCAUUCAACGGCUAAAGCGGUUGGAUGACGCGACACUUGAUCGGCUUCGCCAGGAGGCUCUCUCUGCUCGCACGGCCUCCACCUCGGUGCGGAAUCUGCCUGCCACGUCGCCGGAUCCGGUGCCCGCACCCGACCUGGCACCGGGGGCACCGCCGGCUGAUUUCAGUACCGACGAGGGGGACGUUGCGAGUCAGAGCAGUGACCAAAGGAAGGUGUACCGGAAGUGGGAGGAAACCAACCCUCGUGCGUCCGACACGCAGCCGUCGGAUGCUACUGCCAUGACUGACUUCUGGCGUAGCAUCUGGUCGGUGCCUGUUAAGGGUCCGCACAGCGCGCGUCAGCGGCGCCUUCGCGAGCAGGUUGGGGCGCCCGCGCCGCUCGGCCAGCAGCCGCGGCCGGCGCCGCCGCUACACGUACCUGACCGGUCGGGCACGUACAGGCUCACACAGCUCAACACUUGA